Messenger RNA from Prorocentrum cordatum, 1523 nucleotides. Lineage: Eukaryota; Dinophyceae; Prorocentrales; Prorocentraceae. The record is from the annotation of a GenBank genome assembly.
ACGACCUCUUCACGCCGUGGCGGAAGAACAAAGAAGGGGUGAAGGCCCGCGUCCAGCGGGGCCGGUUCGUCGCCGACAAGCUGGACCAGAGCUUCAAGAUAAUCGAGGAGAAGGACCCGAGCUGUGAGUUGAAGCUGGAGAAGCGGUCCAGAUCCGAAGAGAAUCCGCAGUCCGCGAAGGGGGAGAUCAGCAUUCCGGGUGGACAGUCGGGCUCACAGUUGGAGUGGCCUCAAUCAUCGGCGCCGCCGUCGCUGAAGGCGCACAAGAAGGAGACGCUGAUGGAGAUGGCUGCGGAGGCUUUGUGUUCACUGGUGGCGAGAUUCGACUUGGACGAGGACGACGUGGACAUCAAAGCUCCGAAGGAGGUUGCAGACGCGCUGAGGGAGACCCUCAUGCCGUGGGUUAUGGUUGGAUGGCUGCCCUUGCAACGGGCUGGACUGAAUGCUCAAGAGCGUGCGGGAGCUCUAUCGCCCGCCAGGAACUCGCUGAACCUGAAGACCAUCGAGGGGGCGCUACGCGACCAGUGGGCAGACGUCGACCUCAAGGGGUACGACGACGAUUACGGGGCGCAGGGCUACGGCGAUGAGAACAGAGAGGGUGCCGACAACGAAGCCUACCUGAGCGAUGAGGCGGACGAGGACAUCGACGAGCUGGGCCUCGAGGGCCUGGACGUGAACGACCGCGCCGAGGCAGGGGCGGCAGUAGCCGUGAUUGCUGGCACGAGGAAGAAUGUAUGCACGCGGAAGAGGACGCUGGCACAGGCCCGCGCAGUCGUCAAGGAUAUAAUGCAGAGUCUCGGAUUAUAUCAGAAAAGCAAGGGUCGAUCAGCAGGAGGUAAGGGGCAAGGUCCACGCUUCGUCUGUGGCGGACCGCGCAACCGCGAGCACUGCUCGCGCGACGAGGUGAAGAACGCGGCGCGGCAGGUCGGCGCCACGGCGUUCAACUUCGGCAAACGGGGCGAUAGCCCGGACCACGAGAUCGCGCUGAGCAGCGAGACGGUGCCGCAGGACGAGGGCGCGACGGAGCUGGCGUUCACUUCGUUCGAGACAGCGUACCGCGCGACGCAGGGCGGCGCAGUCGAGCGCGCUCUGGCCGGGCUCGAGGACGAGACAGCAGGCUGCAUGGCGCUGGACUGCGGCGCGGCCAAGACGUUCGGAUCUAUCAGGGCGCCGGAGAGGGCCAUCGGGAAGCAGACGGUUGCAGGCGUGGACACCUGUGGCCGGACGGCUGACGCGACAGAUCGGCCGAGUUUUGAAUUCGCGAAUGGAGUUGCAAAGAAUUGCUCGAGCAGGGCGACGCUACCUCUCCGCGGUAAAGGACAGCUCGGGACAGUCGCCCUGUACGCUUUGAAAACGACGAACAAUUGCUACGUGCCGCUGCUGGGCUCUGCGGAUUGCCUUCGGCGCUCAGGGGCCAUCUUCGAUUUUGCCAUUGGAAUCGCCUGCUUCGCGAAGCUAGCGGUGGACAGGCAGGUCAUGCUCAGGAGAAUCUCGACAGGUCACCUCUGCGUCGACGUAGCCCAG